Punctularia strigosozonata HHB-11173 SS5 is the source of this 2349-nucleotide messenger RNA. RefSeq names its product PLC-like phosphodiesterase. The transcript has 15 exons. NCBI's taxonomy places the organism in Eukaryota, Fungi, Basidiomycota, Agaricomycetes, Corticiales, Punctulariaceae. Gene Ontology annotation, biological process: lipid metabolic process. Gene Ontology annotation, molecular function: phosphoric diester hydrolase activity. The record is from RefSeq and is a predicted model, not a curated record. The coding region runs from base 283 to 1416 and encodes 377 amino acids.
UGUGACGCAAGUCUCUCGACGAACGUUCCCGCCUCGCUGUGAUGCGGAGAAAUCCCCAUCGCACGUUGUCCAGGACGCACCGCGCACUUGGGGUUGCAAUUCUGCCGGCGGGCCGCCUGUGAGGGCAAAAGGCCUGCCUUUUCCCGAAGGUGGUCACGGUGGUGGUUGAAAAUAGUCGUCAUGGUCCGAGUCUGACGCCGGUCCUGCUCAUACAAACGACUGGAAGUCGCAGGCGACCUUGGAGACCCUCCCGUUUGCGAGCCGCCUUCAUCUACGAGCGCCAUGCCGUUACCUAGCUUGAGCCGUUUGCUCGUUCCCAUCUUACUCCUCGCGGUCAACGUUGCCCAGGCAUCGCCCGCUCAGGAAGCAUGGGAAGUCAAACCGAAUCGAGGCUCAUCGCGAUUUUACGACAUACAGGCUCAUCGUGGAGGUCGAGGCAAUACGGUGGAAAGCACAUUGCCAAGUUUCGCCUGGGGUUUGAUUGACGGUUCUACCACCCUCGAGCUUGAUAACGGGAUCACGAAGGACGGCCAUGUUGUUGUUUGGCAUGACGAGAGCGUCGUGGCACAGAAAUGCCGCGACACCCGACCCGCGUUCCCACACGACCCCGACUUUCCCUAUGUUGGAAAGUUCAUUGCCAACUUGACCCUGGCGCAGAUCCGGACUCUGGACUGUGGGUCUUUGCGCCAGUCAGCGUUCCCUAUGCAGGUGACCUAUCCAGGUGCACGCAUCUCUACCAUGCAGGAAGUAUUCGGCUUUGUAGAGUGCGCCGACCCAACGCACCAGAUUCAAUGGAAUAUCGAAUCGAAGAUCAAUGCGGCACAACCAAAUUGCACGCGGAGUGUUGACGACUUCGUUACAAGACAGCAUGCAAUCUUUGCCGGCAGCCCGUAUCGGCAUUCGAUCACGUACCAAAGUUUCGACUGGAGGACCCUUGUAGCCAUGAAGGAGCUGGACAGGAAUAUUCUUACGUCAGCUCUCAUAGACGAAGAUAAUGCCUUCACCGUCGACGGAUCCCCAUCUCCAUGGCUAGCAGGACGUCGUAUCGACGCUUUCCCAGGAGAAACAAUUGGUCAGCGUAUCGCACAAGCCGCACACGAUAUUAGCGCAGACGUUCUCUCACCCGCUUCUACGUACUCGGACCUGGAUGGAUCUAUGCAGGCCUCGGAAUACGCCUCGUUCGUAACGAAAGACAUGGUUGAAGAGGCGCAUAGGCUGAACCUAAGUGUCAAACCUUGGACUGCGAAUACGCUGGAUGUGGUAGAGCGUAUCGCAGCACUCAACGUGGAUGGCAUUAUCACCGAUUAUCCUAAUGUUGUCCGCCGUUGGGCGAAGGUCGAAGGAUAUACAGUUGCACCGAAAUAUCCGAAGCAGCGAGUCUUUCGGUGCUUAGAGGAGCAUAUGAGAUUACAGUAGACAUAGAUGCUAUUAUACCCCUUCACUAACCACCGUUCACGCGGACCAUAAUACCCCGUCAUAGGACCGUAUUGCUCGAUACUAUCGUACUAUCGAAAUCACAACAGGCGAUAUCAGCUGGGAGCAAUACAAUGAUAGACACUAUGUACAUUUUUUCUGACUGAAGGGACGCAGCUGCGUUAUGCACCAACAGACUCAAUGUUGGGUAAAUAGCCUUCCUUAAGGCUUCUCUCAAGCUUCCGUAUCUCCUCAACCGAGGUAGCCUUUGCGAUGGCCUCCUUGACCUUCUCCUGCUCCUCUUUCGACAUCAACCUACCGGCCUUCAAGUUGCCAUUGGCGCUCGGUAACCGAGGUUCGUCGGAUGUAACCGCAGGCUUGCCCGCGUGCUUCGAGACCGUCGACGCGAUCUUCUCAGCGAGCGCGUUUGGAACUUUGUCCGUUGUAAGGAAUAAUCCUUUGGCGGUGCUCCUCUCCUUGUCCCGGAUUCUCUGGAAAUCCAAAACUCUCAGCGCAGGCAGCCUCCAAGCAAGCCACUCGCGGUACCAUUUCUUUUCCCGUACGGGAUUGCCCAGCAGGGAGAGGUAGGUGAGUUUCUUGAGGUCCUUGAGCGGUUCCAGGUCACCAAGCUCGGAGAUGUUGUUGUUUGUAAGGACCAGCAACGUCAGAUUGGGCACGGAGAGGUGUAGGGAGGGGGAGAUUGAGGAUAUUCGGUUGUUGGCGAGGAGGAGCGUCUGAAGGCGCCGCAGAAGCGGCAGGUUACCCAGCACUAUGAUUGAGUUGUCGGUGAAAUCUAUCGCAUCGUGUUGAUCCCUAGUGACACCGAGGUUUUCGAUGGCAGGAAUUUUGUAGCCUCGAAGAUCGAGCUGGCGCUCCUUGUUCGGGUUGAUUGCUGAGGUCGCCUGCGCGAGCACCUCUGGAGUGAGCUUCAUCGUC